Messenger RNA from Antechinus flavipes (yellow-footed antechinus), 3436 nucleotides. RefSeq names its product rubicon like autophagy enhancer (gene RUBCNL). NCBI's taxonomy places the organism in Eukaryota, Metazoa, Chordata, Mammalia, Dasyuromorphia, Dasyuridae. Gene Ontology annotation, molecular function: phosphatidylinositol phosphate binding. The transcript has 16 exons. Gene Ontology annotation, cellular component: intracellular membrane-bounded organelle; autophagosome membrane. The record is from RefSeq and is a predicted model, not a curated record. Gene Ontology annotation, biological process: autophagosome-endosome fusion; autophagosome-lysosome fusion; autophagosome maturation. Bases 620 to 2953 code for a protein of 777 amino acids.
UAAAUGACUUACCUAGGGUCAUAGUUAUUAAGGGCAUUUUUGAACUCAGAUGUUCCCCUAACCAUUGAACCACCCUACUCCUAAAACUCAGAUUUGAAUUUAAUUACUUUGCUGCUCAGAGGGUCAUAGGCAGACAGGGAGAAGGGUCAAAUAAGAUAGGAAGGCAAAUGAAAUUUUGCUGCUUUCAUGACAUCAAUGCUGCUAUUCUUCCCCUCUCUAUGGCUACACCCUUCCUUCUCUCUUAGCUGGAGCCCGGUAUUGAGAUGAUUUCUCUCCACGUUUACGACCCUGGUAUCCUCCUGCUCUUUCCUCUGGGCUUGCUUACUCGCUGCUCACUUCCUUCCCUAUUUUUAUUAUUUUUUUUUGCACACAUUGAUUUCCCAGCUGCUGACUUUGUCAUCCAAGUUCGCCAGUGGGUCAUCACUCUGCUCCCAGCUUACUCAUUUUCACUUACAGACUCACUUUUUGUGAAAUUGGCUCGGGACUGGUCUGGCAGUUGCUCUCCAGAACCUACUCUGAUCACAAUGGGCUCCCUCUGUGUUUCAACAGACAUUUGGAAGUAAGCCAUUCUGCACAGAAGUGGUGGUAAAGAGGGGGAAAAAAUCAAGUCUUUUCCAAUAUGUCUUCUCUUCAGUCAUUACCACUAGCAACCUACAGCCAAGUCACAAAUCAACUGAGGCCUCCAAGUUUGCUAAACAGAGGCAAACUAAUGUGUGUGGAAUCAGUGAAUUCAGGACAUAUUCCUCCAUCUCACACCUCACCAAGGACUAGCUGUCUUACUCCAGUGCCUCAAGUCUCCAUUCAGUCAGAUCAUCUCUCCAGGUCAGUAGUAGAUGGACAUGAAAGGAGAAGGAGGCCCCACCCAAAUGGUAUGGUAGCCAUCAGAGAAUUCCUCCUGUCUGUUUUGAACUUGUCCACAUCAAAAGCACCCUCAAGGCCUGAAAAUAUGGUGUCGCAAGCUGCUGGAUCGAAGAAGUCUCUUCUGAAUUCCUGGAAGGGGAGGAGUGACGGGUCUGAAGACACAGAGGAGGAACUCAGCCAGUGCAACGUUGCUCUCCCUCGCAGCCAAGUCGAUAUUAGGUCCAUGCGGCACAAAGCUGCCUGGAUUAAUUUACCCCAGUGUGCUGCUGAGGAACAGGUUCAGUUGCUGGAUUUGUGCACCCCGGUUCCAGUAUGUGAAAGCAACAAGGCCCAUUUCACAACCAACCACAGACCCUUUCCUUUGGGAUGUUUGCCUACUCCCUCUGAUAACUCCCUCACAGAAACCCUAUUGCUGGGAGAUAGUGUUGCUACAGCAGGCAGCUCCCUCACUUGUUCAGAAGAAAUGGAUAUACACUUGUCUCUAUCUUCACCAGAACAGCACGUUAUGCUUCCAGAGAGCCUGUCACCAGCAGCCAUCAUAACAGGGUCUAAAAUUCCAGCCCCCUCCCCAUUUCCUGUGAACACCGGUGCUUCCCACCGGCCCCUCAAGCCGAUGACCCCUACUGAAAAAGGUACCAUCUCAGCCAGCAGAAAAAUCCUUCCUCUGAAUAGCUUCUCCCCAGAGACAUUGAUGCUUCCUGCUGAUGUAGAAAAGGAGAAUGCCCAUUUUUGUGUUGCAGAUAUUAUCAUAUCUGCAAUGGAGACAAUGAAGUACAACCUUCUGAAUCAGCAGCAAGGAGAGAGCCGGAAAGAAUUGGAAACAAGCUGUUCUUUCGGAAGUGAUCAAGUUGACUUUGAGAGAGGCUUUUAUCUACCUGAAAAGCAAAACUCUUCAUCUGCUACUUCAUCUGACAGUGGCUAUGAAGGUUGUUCUGCAUUACAAAUAAACCCAGUAGUUGAAACAUCUAUUUGUCAAAACACCCUGAAGGAGAUCUGUGAAUGUGACUCUGAUGAUUUUGUCCUUGUGGAACUUGAAGACUUUGGCAAAAUCACAGAGACUUGUAGAUGUUUCCUUGACCAGAAUAAAAGAUGCAUUGAGGAGCCAGGUUACAACUCGGCUGAACUGAUAGCAAAGGACCUGUACCAAGCUUUCUGCAGACGAUGUAGGUUGGCAGAGUCUGACUUUCACCUGGCAGGUUCCCCCCAGGCAGAUGGGUCAAUAAUUGUAAAUGAAGACAGUUUUCAAAAACACUUUGAGUCCAGUUUGGAUGUAGUUGAGGAGAUAAAGUUUAAGUCCAGAAUUAAAGGAACUAAAGACUGGACUCCACCUAGAUUUGAAAUAAUAUUGACUGUUCAUCCACCACAAAAGAGGGAUUUUGUGGUCUCUGCCCAAAACUUUUCCUGUGCUGGCUGUGGAACACCAAUAGAACAGAAAUACAUCAAGAGACUCCGUUAUUGUGAUUACCUGGGGAAGUAUUUCUGUGACUGCUGCCACAAUUAUGCAGAAUCUUACAUCCCUGCCCGGAUCCUUAUGAAAUGGGAUUUCCGCAAAUACCACGUCAGUAAAUUUUCUAAGCACCUCCUGGACAGCAUAUGGCAUCAACCUUUGUUCAAUUUGUUAUACAUCAGUCAAAACCUAUAUUCCAAGGCCAAGGAAUUGGAUCAAGUCAGGGAAAUCCAAGAGAAGCUUGUUCAGAUUAAGAAGCUAUUAAAGACCUGCAGAUUUGCUGAAAGGGUAUUAAAAGAUUUUGAGCAGGUGCCAGGACACUUGACAAAUGAACUCCACCUGUUCUCUCUGAAUGACCUCGUCAAGAUCAAAAAGGGACAAUUGGCUGCUGUUCUGAGAGUACUUUUGAAAGCUUCCCUUGUUCAUGUGGACAGCUGUGAACUAUGUCAAGGAAAAGGGUACAUUUGUGAAUUUUGUCAGAGCCCAGCUGUCAUCUUCCCAUUCCAGAUGACGACAUGCAAAAGAUGUACAGCUUGCAAAGCUUGUUUUCAUAAACAAUGCUUCAGAUCAGCAGACUGUCCCAAGUGCUUGAGGAUCCGAGCUCGAAGGAAGCUUUUGCAGAGUUUGCCCUCUGUGACAACUUGAAAUCAAAAAUAUUGUCUGGAUGACUGCAAUUCCUCACAUAUAUUAGAGAAGCUGUUGGGCUUUCCUACUACUGGUAAUGUUGUUUUAGACAUUGUAUAUUGUGUAAAAGGAAAUGAACUUAUUGAGCACUGUGUUCUUUUGUAUAUGUUUAAUUUAAAAAAUACAGAUACUUGGUUUUCCAAGUGGGACUUUGUAACUACUAAUAACUUGAUUUAAAAAAAUGAAUGUUAGAGAGAAUUUCAUAUGGGAUUGACUUUUUGCUGCUAAAAAGUUUUUUAGAAUGUUUUGAUACUUCUUAAGUUGUAUUUGAAAAAUUCUAGUUUUGCUGUUUAUACAAAAUACAGUUUCAAAAUGAUUGUCUAUUUUUAGAAAGCAGGUUUUAAGUGGUGGGAUAAAUUGCUGAGUUUCUCUUCCUUAAAAACUUGAUUGUGUGAAACUGACUGAAUACUGUACUUUCAUUAAAAUAAAUGCAAUAUCAGAGUC